AUGCCUCAUACGGACUUGCACAGCUUUUGGUCCAGGAAUGUUGUUCCAUUUUACCACGGUAACAAUUUAGAUUGGUUGAAGUGGGAAACGAGAUUGAAGAUAGCAAGAGGAGUUGCAGAGGGUCUGUGCUAUUUACACCAUAAAUGUGAUCCACCACUUGUUCAUAGAAACAUCGAUGCUAGUAGCAUACUUCUUGAUGAUGAUUUUGAAGUGCGGCUGGGGAGACUCCAUGAGGUCUGUACUCAAGCGAAAGAGACGAAUGGGAGUAGGUUUUCCAGGGGUUUUGAGAGAAGUAUUUCUGGUACAUCUGAUGCAACGUGUGCCUAUGAUGUUUAUUGCUUUGGAAUGGUCUUGCUUGAGCUGGUCACAGGAAAUCUGGGCUGUAGCUUUUGUUGCCAAGGCAUGCCUGGAUCCCAAGCCUUCUAGGCGGCCACAAAUGUCACAUGUACUCGAGGCUUUACACAAUCCUUCAAUCGUUGUAAAUGGCUCGUGGAAAGGAAAAAGAAUCAGAUUGAUCCAGUUUAGUUAGUAGGAAUAUUAACCAAGUGAUCAUGAGAUCGUUGGUUAGCAUUAAUCUCGAUUCUAAAAUUGAAACCUCGUUUUUUUUUCUGGGCAUGCCUGAAAAUACUUGUUCUUUCAAUGGAUAAUUGUAAGAUCUUGUGCUUUUUUUUUUUCAUGUCUACCAAUCUAGAGUGCCUACAUACCCUUGGCCACAUGAAUUAAUAUGGCUGGUUUCCUAUUAUAUAAUCAGCCAAUUUUGAUA
This is a messenger RNA of Coffea eugenioides, 763 nucleotides long. RefSeq names its product probable LRR receptor-like serine/threonine-protein kinase At2g16250. The transcript has 5 exons. The record is from RefSeq and is a predicted model, not a curated record. Lineage: Eukaryota; Viridiplantae; Streptophyta; Magnoliopsida; Gentianales; Rubiaceae. Gene Ontology annotation, biological process: protein phosphorylation. Gene Ontology annotation, molecular function: protein kinase activity; ATP binding. Gene Ontology annotation, cellular component: plasma membrane. Bases 1 to 426 code for a protein of 141 amino acids.